Messenger RNA from Hansenula anomala, 285 nucleotides. It is a transcript of the gene HAP3, whose product is annotated as Hap3p. Gene Ontology annotation, cellular component: CCAAT-binding factor complex. The annotation marks the transcript as partial. Gene Ontology annotation, biological process: regulation of transcription by RNA polymerase II. Lineage: Eukaryota; Fungi; Ascomycota; Saccharomycetes; Phaffomycetales; Wickerhamomycetaceae. Gene Ontology annotation, molecular function: DNA-binding transcription activator activity, RNA polymerase II-specific; protein heterodimerization activity; RNA polymerase II cis-regulatory region sequence-specific DNA binding. The record is from RefSeq and is a predicted model, not a curated record. The transcript has a single exon.
GAAAUAGAACUGAGAGAACAGGAUAGAUGGCUGCCUAUUGCUAAUGUUGCACGAUUGAUGAAGAACACCCUGCCAGCCACUGCUAAGGUCUCAAAAGAUGCUAAAGAAUGUAUGCAAGAGUGUGUUUCUGAAUUUAUAUCGUUCAUAACGAGUGAGUCAAGUGAUAAAUGUUUGUCAGAGAAGAGAAAAACAAUAAAUGGUGAAGACAUACUUUUUGCGAUGUCAAGUUUGGGUUUUGAAAACUACUCUGAAGUUUUAAAAAUUUAUCUUGCAAAGUAUAGGGAA